Molecule: messenger RNA, 2322 nt
Organism: Prunus armeniaca (apricot)
Lineage: Eukaryota; Viridiplantae; Streptophyta; Magnoliopsida; Rosales; Rosaceae
Source: the annotation of a GenBank genome assembly
AUGGACGCCCUGUUCGACUCAAUCAACGUCCGAGAGCUCCUGUCGGCGCAGGACCUCAGCGACCCCACCACCCCUCUGUCCGCACCGGAUCUCCGCCUCCUUAUCCAACGACUCGACUCCCACUCGCUCCAAAUUAAGUCGAAAAUCCAAUCCUACCUCCUCUCUCACCACAACGACUUCGCCAACCUCUUCUCCGUCUGCGACGACGCCGUUUCACGCUCCAAUCGAAUCUCCGACGACGUCGUUCAGCUUCUGAGUUCGAUUUCCGACCGUCCGAUUGAGGCGGAGAUCGGGAAGAUUAUGAAGCAGAUGAGCGCCACGACGAAAGAGGUGAGGGAGAAGAAGGGAUUGUUGGAGUUGGUGAGGGCAAUUCUGGAAAUAAGUGAGAAGCUGAAGGGUGCCAGAGAGGGGUUGAGGAAUGGACGGCUGAGAUUCACAGCUGAGGAACUGAGGGAGCUCAAGAAGGCUCUUAGGGUGUCUGAUGAUGAUCGGGUUGAUGAGAGAGAGCCUGUGGUUUACAGCUUGCUGAGGAAACAGUGGUCAGAGUGCUUUGAGGAGAUUCAAGAGGUGCUUGUGAGGUUCAUUGGAAAUGCGGUGCGGUUUGAACGGGAAUCUAAUAGAAUCCGAGUCAAGUAUGUACUAAGCGUCGAUGGAAAUGAUGGGAUUGAGCUCCGUACAGUUUUGGAAGCUUUGGAUGUGGUUGGAAUUUUGGAUUAUGGGCUUGCUAAAGUUGCCGACUUGAUGAUCAAGCAUGUCAUCUCUCCGGCUCUAAAUUUUGGAGCUCCUGUGUCCUUUGUGGCAGAAGUAAAUCCAGACUCACAAGUAAUUACUGAGGCGACACUGAACAUUGUACCUUCAAGUGAUCCUAAGAUUGAAAAAAUGGAUGGUGAGAUUAUCUACUCAGGGAUUAUUCAGGUUAUCAAGUUUAUUAACAACCACAUUUGCCUUAAAGAUGUAUCUUGGAUUCGAUGCUUUGGAAGAUUGACAUGGCCAAGGAUUUCAGAGUUAAUUAUUUCUAAUUUUCUUUCUAAGGUUGUCCCCGAAGAUGCUUCAAAACUUGCUGACUUUCUGAAGAUCAUCAAAUGUACUUCUGAGUUUGAGACUGCAUUAAGGGAAAUGAAGUUUAUUUCAGCAUCUGAUAACAAAGAUAAACAACUGAGCAAUUUUGCCGAAAAUGUCGAGGUUCACUUCGCAUCCAGGAAGAAGACAGAAAUCUUGGCAAAAGCUAGAAAUCUGCUUCUACAAUGUGAUUUUGCUGCUCAAGAGUAUACAAGGACUGGUAAGAAAGAUGGCGUUGCUGCCGAAACUCCAGGUCAUGUUGACUUGCUAUUCCUGUCAGAGAGUUGUGUGGUGUCCAAAGCAGCAAUUCAACUAAUGAAGCUAGUGCAUCAGACACUUAAGGAUGUUUGCUUGUCAUCCCCAAGAGUUGCUUUUGAGUUCUAUCGUGCUGCAAGGGAUGCUCUACUUCUCUAUGAAGUUGUGAUUCCUGUUAAGCUAGAAAGGCAGCUUGAUGGAAUCAACCAGGUUGCUGUUCUUAUGUACAAUGAUUGCCUUUAUAUAUCUCAAGAGAUACUUGGGCUUGCUUUUGAGUAUCGCUCAGACUUUCCGAGUUCCAUCAAAGAACAUGCUAUGUUUGUUGAUAUGGCUCCAAGAUUUCAUCUAAUGGCAGAGGAAAUACUUCAGAGACAAAUUAAACUUGUUAUUCAUAAUUUGAGAGAGGCUCUAGAUGGCGCUGACGGAUUCCAGAAUACCCAUCAAAUGCAACAAUUUCAAUCUGCAAAAUUCAGCAUAGAUCAGGUUGUAUUCAUUCUGGAGAAGGUGCGUAUGAUAUGGGAGCCACUCUUGUUGGCUUCAACUUACAAGAGAAGCAUGUGUAUGGUCCUAGAGUCGGUUUUUUCUAGAGUCGCAAAGGACAUACUUCUUUUGGAUGAUAUGGCAGCAGAUGAAACAUUAGAGCUUCAAAGACUGAUUCAUGUGAUGCUGGAAAGCCUAAUUUCUUUGCUGGACGGCCUGGCCGCUCUCCAAGUAGUGAAGUCACAAGAGGGCAUCACUUGCACUCUUGAUGAUCUUGUACCCUCAUUACGUAAAAUUCGUAAACUGGCAGGCAAAUUUAUUAGACAUGCCUCUAAAAUCCAUUACAACAGCCUGGGAAAGUGGACAAUUGCACAGUUGUGGUUUUACGAUGUCGGAGGUGGUAGAUUUUAUCAAGGCCAUAUUUCAAGAUUCAACUUUGAGAAGAGAAUGCUUAGGGAGGAUAAAUGGCGACUUUUAAAAGGCCCAUUCAACUUUCCAAGAAUUUCAACUAAGGAAUGGCCGUUUUGA